Diaporthe batatas is the source of this 1257-nucleotide messenger RNA. RefSeq lists its product as uncharacterized. Bases 1 to 1257 code for a protein of 418 amino acids. The transcript has a single exon. The record is from RefSeq and is a predicted model, not a curated record. Lineage: Eukaryota; Fungi; Ascomycota; Sordariomycetes; Diaporthales; Diaporthaceae.
AUGUACGUUCCUCUACAAGUCGAUCCUAGCUGCUGGUUCAAGCCUCGUGCGGUCCUGGACAGCAGGGUUCGCCCCUCCCCCUCGCUCCAAGCCAUGAAAAUUGUGCGAGGCCUGAGCAAGAAACACCUCCAAUACAUUGCCGAGCAUGAGGAGAAGUUGGUCCAGCGCUUGACUCCCGAGGACGUGUACCGCGUCUACACGCAGCGGGGCCUCAAGCCGCCUGGAACAGGCCAAGAUACCGGUUCCGAGUCCAGUGACGACAACAGCGAAACGUACCGUGACGGAGAUGUUCUGCCGAUCACGGUGGUGGGCGUUCGCAGCCAUCAUCACCCGGAUCCUCCAGUCAAGGCACAGGCUUUCAAAACCUGGGAGGCUAUGCGGAACGAAUACAACGACAAUCAGAGGCUUCAAGCCACACUUGCGAACGCAUCGAUCUGGGACGUGCAAAAUGACAGCUCGUUGUCAGAGAGUGGUAGUUGGACCACGGAGGAAAUCUCGUGGAAUGACCAGCUCGACAAAUCCUUCACUUCUGAAUCCGAAUCCUCUUGGGGUUCCAAGUGCGACGAUGAUUUCAUUGACGACAGCGUUCAGUGUGACUUUCAAGGCGAAAACUGGUGGCACAGCGAAACCGAUAGUGAGAACUGCUCACUGUUUCCAGAGCCACCUGGAUGCGAUCAUUGGCUCACGCAGAUUCCUACACCCCCUGACUCGGAUAUUUGUAGCUCACCAUGCUCGCCAGUCCCUUCGGAGAGUCAGCCCGCGCUGAGCAGCUGUGCUGGUGAUCUCCUCGCCUCCACCGACUCCUCGGUCUCGGGUGAUCCAGUCUUGAGCGCCAGUGAAGAGCUUUCCCAGCUCCUGAGCGACAAGAAGGUCCUGGAGGCCUUUCUCGAGGGAAUUGUGAAGCGCAUUAAGGAUUCGCGCAUAAGCAAGUCCGAGAAGGAGGCAGAGAAAGCUUCCCAGGACAAGGAGCAGCGACUCACCCGCCCAGAGCGACGCCAUCCCCGAGGGGAGGCCAGGGGAGACCCGAGGCGUGCUCUGCGCUUAUAUCGCAGCGGCGUGUUGUCCCCGGAGCAGGCCGAGCAGCAUAUCCCCGAGAAGACGCGCAAGGCACACUUCGAAAGCCACUUUCAAAUGACGCAUCAAUAUGAGGAUGAGCUUGGCACGGUGCACGCCGAACCAGUUGCCACCCACGGCGUGCCACCCGAGAACAAGUACGAGUGGACGACAACACAGCGGAAACGGAAAAUUCGCUUCUGA